GAAAAAAAUCCAAAUGCCCAUGAACUGAUGAAUGGAUAAACAAAAGGUGGUAUGGCCAUACAAUAGAAUAUUCUUCAGCCAUAAAAAGGAAUGAAAUACUAAUACAUGUUACAACAUGGAUUAACUCUAAGUUAUUAUCUAAAUUACCCUUCUUACUUAAACAAUCACUUCCAAAUAUGGCUGUACUUUGAAAUCACCUGGGGAGUUUAUGCAGCUUCCUGGAAAUCUUUGAGAUCAGGACACCUGAACUUAUGUUUAAAAUCUACUUCUCAAUGACCUCUAAGGUCCGUUAUAGCAUUAGGAGUUAUAUGAAAUCUGUGAUAGUGGGUCACCGACACCUACAUUUCUGAAGCAGAGGCAGUAAGAGAACCAAGCCCAAUGAACAGUUGUUCCUUAGAAUGGGUCUUCCAAUAGGUUCUUCUUGAAGCCUAAGCUGCUUCCUCUCCAAGGCAUCACUCCACCACACCCCCACCCUCAUGGUUGAAUGAAGAUAUUCCUAACAGUGAUGAACUAUGGCCGAAGCGAAAGGCCACGCCUGAUGUCAUCAUGCCUGUGUGAGCUGCUUUAAUAAGGAAUCACCCAUUUUGCUACUAGAGUUUAUAAUAACCAGUCCCUUCCUCUAUGAUAAAGACAUGGUUGGAUAGAAUGAAGUAAUGGACUUCUGACAGUCCCAGGCUUUCUGUUUAUCAGUAGUUGUGUGCUUUUAAGCUAACACAGGUUCAGUGUUAAUAAUGGGGCUGAUUUCUUGUUUACUUGUUUCCCUUACUAUUAAAGAACUGAGCUGACAAAUGUUCCGGCUACUGAUCUCUUGCUGUUCUCACCUAAAGGCAACUGAAGAGAGACGAAGGAAUGUGACCAUCAUCAUCAUUGGACUGGACAAUUCAGGCAAAACUGUUCUUGUGGAGGCGUUCCAAAGGCUUCUCCGCAGUAGGAUAGACAGUCAUAUGAAAUCUGAACUGACCACACUCCUGCUGGAUGAUUACAAAGUUUCCAUCUAUGACCUAAAUGGAGACACGAAGGGCCGAGAAACCUGGCCAAACUACUACGCGCAGGCACACGGACUUGUUUUUGUCCUGGACUCCAGCGACUUUGAACGCAUGCAGGAAGUGAAGGUCAUCUUUACACGACUGCUGUCUGAUAAAAGAGUGGCCGGGAAACCCAUCCUACUCCUGGCCAACAAGCAAGACAAGAAGGACGCCCUUCUACCUUUUGAUAUUAUUGAAUAUCUGCUGCUGGAAAGGCUAAUGAACGAGAAGAAGUCCUGGUGCCGACUGGAACCUUGUUCAGCCAUCAAAAACCUCCAAAGAAGGAGCCAUCAGCCUAUAAUUGAAGGCCUGCGCUGGCUGUUAUCUGCUAUUGGGAAUAAAUAUGAAGAGCGGUGUACUCGCCAACAGGCACUCCCAUUGGGCAUCCCAGCCUCCAAGGGUGCCACAGGCUUUGGAGAAAGAUGCUCAUCAGAAAGCUCCACUACCAGGAUGGGAAUGUCCAAAGAAAAGAGACCUAAUCUGGGACAACGCUCAAUGGAACCUAGGCCUCUAAAGUCAAUCCUACAGGUAAAUGGCUCAUUAAAUGUUACUGCCCCAGAGACCAAUCCCUGAACUCUCAGGAACUGACUUUCUUUUUUUUUUUUAGGGCCACACCUGCAGCAUAUGGAAGUUCCCAGGCUAGGGGUUGAAUUGGAGCUGCAGCUACCAGCCAUAGCCACAGCCACAGCAAUGCAGGAU
Molecule: messenger RNA, 1724 nt
Organism: Sus scrofa (pig)
Lineage: Eukaryota; Metazoa; Chordata; Mammalia; Artiodactyla; Suidae
Source: RefSeq, a predicted model, not a curated record